UUCAGGGGCGGGACUCCCCCCCCGCCGAGACGGCGUCAUUCGGGCUGUCAGCAGACGGCCUGAGGCUACGAUGUGGCGGCGGGCGGAGCGUGCGCUGAGGACCAGUCUCUGUGCUCAUUUGCGAUGCCAGUCGACCAGCAGCCAGGCUUCUGCUGCUGCAUCCAGGACAAACCCGGCGCGACAUGGAUUCAACUUUGAGCUCACAGCAGAACAGCGAGAGUUCCAGGAGAUGGCGCGGAAAUUUGCCCGGGAGGAGUUGCUUCCAGCAGCCGCUGAGUAUGACAGGACUGGAGAGUAUCCUGUUCCACUUAUUAAGAGAGCGUGGGAGCUGGGACUGAUGAACACACACAUUCCUGAGAGUUGUGGUGGAUUGGGACUGGGUAUUUUCGAUUCCUGUCUCAUAACUGAAGAAUUAGCUUAUGGCUGCACUGGUAUUCAAACUGCAAUAGAAGCCAACUCACUGGGGCAAAUGCCGGUCAUCCUGGCGGGGAACGAGCAGCAGAAGAAGAAGUACCUGGGCCGGAUGACCGAAGCUCCGCUGAUGUGUGCCUAUUGUGUGACGGAGCCAGGUGCCGGCUCCGAUGUGGCUGGAAUCAAGACCAGAGCCGAGAAGAAAGGCAACGAGUAUGUUAUCAAUGGGCAGAAGAUGUGGAUCACCAACGGAGGCAAGGCUAACUGGUACUUCCUCCUGGCUCGCACAAAUCCUGAUCCCAAAGCGUCUGCGGGCAAGGCCUUCACUGGAUUUAUCGUGGAUGCCGAUUCCCCUGGAAUCCAAGUUGGAAGAAAGGAGCUCAAUAUGGGUCAGCGAUGCUCAGAUACCAGGGGUAUUGUAUUUGAAGAUGUCCGAGUGCCCUUGGAGAACGUCCUCAUUGGAGAGGGAGCUGGGUUUAAAAUUGCCAUGGGAGCUUUUGAUAAAACCAGACCACCGGUUGCUGCUGGAGCUGUGGGUUUAGGCCAGAGAGCUGUGGAUGAAGCCACCAAGUAUGCUCUGGAAAGGAGAACUUUUGGAAGGUUGCUGGUAGAGCAUCAAGCAGUUUCCUUCCUCCUGGCAGAGAUGAUGAUGAAGGUGGAACUGGCUCGCCUUGCUUACCAGCGGGCAGCCUGGGAGGUCGACCAGGGGAGGAAGAACACCUAUUACGCCUCCAUCGCCAAGGCCUUCGCAGGGGACAUGGCAAAUCAGGUCGCCAGUGACGCCGUCCAGAUCUUCGGCGGCAACGGGUUCAACAGUGAAUAUCCCGUGGAGAAACUGAUGCGAGAUGCCAAGAUCUACCAGAUCUACGAAGGCACGGCUCAAAUCCAGAGACUAAUCAUCGCACGGGAGCACAUUGAGAAGUUUCAGCAGUGAGUUACUGACAGCCCACUGGCAAGCAAUGUGAUGUACCCCUGGUUAAAUGCUCAGCUAUGCAAUUCCAACACUUCCCAACCUUUAGUCUUCCAUCCUGCUUUACAGGAAAAGUUUAACCCAUUGCCCACUGAUCAAAAUUUUCUUAGUUUUAACCUUGCUUUGUAUCUAUUAGCAAGCGCCUCAGUUUGGGUGGUAUAAGGAGCACUUUGGAACUGUGAAAUUUGGUGAAAUUAUAAAUGUGGAACAAACAAAUGAUUAUUUUAAAAAUAAACCACCAGCAAGGUGUUGUUGGAACAAUUUUCGGCA
Messenger RNA from Pristis pectinata (smalltooth sawfish), 1651 nucleotides. It is a transcript of the gene acadm, whose product is annotated as acyl-CoA dehydrogenase medium chain. Gene Ontology annotation, molecular function: medium-chain fatty acyl-CoA dehydrogenase activity; flavin adenine dinucleotide binding. Lineage: Eukaryota; Metazoa; Chordata; Chondrichthyes; Rhinopristiformes; Pristidae. The record is from RefSeq and is a predicted model, not a curated record. The transcript is spliced from 12 exons. Gene Ontology annotation, cellular component: mitochondrion. Gene Ontology annotation, biological process: medium-chain fatty acid catabolic process; fatty acid beta-oxidation. Bases 71 to 1345 code for a protein of 424 amino acids.